CUCUGAUCAGUAGCUUCGUUUCUCCCUCGUUGCCGGUUGCCCAGUCCAAAACACACAAGCAAACCUAUCCAUUGUUAUCGCCGCCACUGAAAAAGUUGUCAAAUAAAAGCAAUUUGAGCUAAUGGAUCCUCAAUCUCUAUCGUCUAACGUGUCAACUUCUCACAAAAUCUCAUCUGAUGGAUUGAAAUAUAAGAAAUGUGAUUUUCCGAAAGAAGAGAAUAGGUUGUUGGAUUCAGUUCGCGCAAGAGAGGAGAAUCCAUUUGAUAUUGUUCGUGUUUUUUAUGAAAGUAUCAUAGCUGGAGCUACUGCUGGUGUUGUAGUGGAAGCAGCUCUGUACCCAAUUGAUACAAUAAAAACUCGACUCCAGGCAGUCCGUGGCGGAGGAAAAGUUAUUUUAAAGGGUCUUUAUUCUGGAUUGGGUGGAAACCUUGCUGGCGUUUUGCCGGCUUCCGCUAUAUUUCUUGGUGUAUAUGAACCUGCAAAGCAGAAAUUGUUAAAAACCUUUCCUGAAAACCUGAGUGCUUUUGCUCAUUUGACUGCAGGUGCUCUUGGAGGUGCUGCUUCUUCUCUUGUUCGAGUUCCAACAGAGGUUGUUAAGCAAAGGAUGCAAACUGGGCAAUUUGCUUCUGCCCCUGCUGCUGUACGUCUUAUUGUUGCCGAAGAGGGAUUUAGAGGCCUAUAUGCGGGAUAUGGAUCCUUCUUAUUGAGGGAUUUGCCGUUUGAUGCAGUCCAGUUUUGCAUCUAUGAACAACUCCGGAUAGGGUAUAAGUUGGCGGCACAAAGAGACCUGAAUGAUCCUGAGAAUGCCAUAAUUGGUGCUUUUGCUGGUGCAAUAACUGGAGCUGUGACGACCCCUCUUGAUGUUAUAAAAACUCGAUUAAUGGUCCAGGGAUCAUCAAAGCAGUAUAAAGGGAUUCUUGAUUGUGUAAGGACUAUAAUGCAAGAAGAAGGAAAGCAUGCAUUUUUUAAGGGUAUGGGACCAAGGGUAUUGUGGAUAGGGAUUGGUGGUUCUAUUUUCUUCGGUGUUCUUGAAAAAACGAAGGAAAUGCUGGCCAAAAAGCGCCCGGAAAAUCAGAAGCCGUUUUAACUCUAGCGAUAUAACUUCGUCUGAUGGAUAUGCAUCAUUUUUGUGUUGCCUAGGUGACUGCUAUAGUAUGUUGAUAAAUUUGUCCAAAUUUUUAAUCUUUUACUUUAUAGAAUGCUCCACUUAAUUUUUUUUU
Molecule: messenger RNA, 1220 nt
Organism: Hibiscus syriacus
Lineage: Eukaryota; Viridiplantae; Streptophyta; Magnoliopsida; Malvales; Malvaceae
Product: S-adenosylmethionine carrier 1, chloroplastic/mitochondrial-like
Exons: 12
Coding region: 122-1087 (321 amino acids)
Biological process (GO): transmembrane transport
Cellular component (GO): mitochondrial inner membrane
Molecular function (GO): S-adenosyl-L-methionine transmembrane transporter activity
Source: RefSeq, a predicted model, not a curated record